GGGCCGGUCCGCGCCGGGUAAGCGGGCCGAGUCCUCCAGAGAUCGUCCAGUGGGGCUGGAGGCGGGGCCGGGCCGCGGCGCGGGGCCGCCGUGCUCCGCGCUCCUGGGCGCUUCUCAGGUAAGAACCCAAGGCAAGAGUCAGGGAGACUGAAGAGAAAUCGGACGUUCCUGUUGGCUCCAUAAAUACCUAUGAGUCAGCUCCAGGGUGCCCUGCCCAGGAUACCCUCCCACCCGCCGACCCAGCUCCCACGGCCCAGGCACGUCCCCUCGUGGCGCCUGUCACAGCUGCCGGUCAACGCGUGUAGCCUCUAUUUCCCAUUUGACCAGACUCUCAGGCUCAGCACGGCUGGAUUAUGGCAGGAAAAGUGAAGUGGGUCACUGACAUCGAGAAGUCGGUGCUGAUAAAUAAUUUUGAGAAGAGAGGAUGGGUCCAAGUGACAGAAAACGAGGACUGGAAUUUCUACUGGAUGAGCGUGCAGACCAUCCGCAAUGUCUUUAGUGUUGAAACUGGCUACCGGCUCUCAGAUGAUCAAAUAGUCAACCAUUUCCCGAACCACUAUGAGCUGACGCGGAAGGACUUGAUGGUGAAGAACAUCAAGAGAUACAGGAAGGAGCUGGAGAAGGAAGGGAGCCCACUGGCGGAGAAGGACGAAAGCGGGAAGUACCUCUACCUGGACUUUGUCCCCGUCACCUACAUGCUGCCUGCCGACUACAACCUGUUCGUGGAGGAGUUCCGGAAAAGCCCCUCGAGUACCUGGAUUAUGAAACCCUGUGGCAAAGCCCAGGGAAAGGGCAUCUUCCUGAUCAACAAGCUCUCACAGAUCAAGAAGUGGUCCCGGGACAGCAAAACAUCUUCGUUCAUGACUCAGUCCACCAAGGAAGCCUACGUGAUCUCUCUGUACAUUAACAACCCGUUACUAAUCGGCGGCAGGAAGUUCGACCUGCGCCUGUACGUUCUGGUGUCUACGUACCGCCCGCUGCGCUGCUACAUGUAUAAACUUGGAUUUUGCCGCUUCUGCACAGUGAAAUACACCCCGAGCACCAGUGAGCUAGACAACAUGUUUGUCCACCUUACCAACGUCGCCAUUCAGAAACAUGGGGAGGACUACAACCACAUCCACGGGGGCAAGUGGACCGUGAACAACCUGCGGCUCUACCUGGAGAGCACCCGAGGCAAGGAGGUGACCAGCAAGCUGUUUGACGAGAUCCACUGGAUCAUCGUGCAGUCCCUGAAGGCCGUGGCGCCCGUGAUGAACAACGACAAGCACUGCUUUGAGUGCUACGGCUACGACAUCAUCAUCGACGACAAGCUGAAGCCCUGGCUGAUCGAGGUCAACGCGUCCCCAUCCCUCACCUCCAGCACUGCCAACGACCGAAUCCUUAAGUACAACCUGAUCAACGACACCCUCAACAUCGCGGUCCCUAAUGGUGAAAUUCCAGACUGUAAAUGGAACAAGUCACCCCCAAAGGAAGUCCUCGGCAAUUAUGAAAUCCUGUACGACGAGGAGCUGGCGCAGGGCGACGGGGCUGACCGAGAGCUGAGAAGUCGGCCGGGCCAGUCGCUGGGGCCCAAAGGGAGCCGAUUGAGAGAUGCCGGGAGGACCGUCCUCACCACUUGGAAGUGACCGCCAGCGAGAGCAAGACUUACAGCCCGGACCCGGUCAGAACCUGCCACCGUGCCCGACCCUUGCCGAAGACACCUAUUUUGGAAUUUCCUUUUUCUAGAGCUUUUUUUUCCUUUCCUAAACCCUGUAAAUAAAUAAAGGCACUUCUUUGAAAGGUUAA
Messenger RNA from Dama dama (fallow deer), 1785 nucleotides. It is a transcript of the gene TTLL1, whose product is annotated as TTL family tubulin polyglutamylase complex subunit L1. Gene Ontology annotation, molecular function: tubulin binding; tubulin-glutamic acid ligase activity. The coding region runs from base 354 to 1625 and encodes 423 amino acids. The record is from RefSeq and is a predicted model, not a curated record. Gene Ontology annotation, cellular component: cilium. Gene Ontology annotation, biological process: microtubule cytoskeleton organization; protein polyglutamylation. The transcript has 12 exons. Lineage: Eukaryota; Metazoa; Chordata; Mammalia; Artiodactyla; Cervidae.